Molecule: messenger RNA, 742 nt
Organism: Myxocyprinus asiaticus (Chinese sucker)
Lineage: Eukaryota; Metazoa; Chordata; Actinopteri; Cypriniformes; Catostomidae
Product: ATP synthase subunit d, mitochondrial-like
Exons: 6
Coding region: 91-576 (161 amino acids)
Biological process (GO): proton motive force-driven ATP synthesis
Molecular function (GO): proton transmembrane transporter activity
Source: RefSeq, a predicted model, not a curated record
AGUCACAUCAUUCUUAACUGUGUUUCCGGUGACCGGCGGCCAUCACGCUUCUGUCAUUGCAGCGGCUUGAUCCUUCAGCGGAACAGAAAGAUGGCAGGGCGACGCGCAGCUGUAAAGGCCAUUGAUUGGCUGGCUUUUGCGGAGAGGGUCCCACCGAACCAGAGAGCCAUGUUCAAUAGCCUGAAGACCCGCAGUGAUGCCAUCACAGCAAAACUUGGGUCCUUACCGGCGAAGCCAGCUCCCAUCGACUGGAGUUUCUACAGAAGUGUUGUGGCUAAAGCAGGCAUGGUGGAUGAGUUUGAGAAGAAGUUUGCUGCAUUGACAGUCCCUGAGCCAGUGGACACUCAGACUGCAAAGAUUGAUGCACAGGAGCAAGAGGCUAACAAAAACGCAGCAGCAUAUUUGGAAGCAUCUAAAGCUCGCAUUGCUGAGUAUGAGAAGGGGCUUGAGAAGUUCAGGAACAUGAUUCCUUUUAACCAGAUGACCAUAGAAGAUCUCAACAACACCUUCCCAGAGACCAAGUUGGACAAGGCCAAACAUCCAUACUGGCCGCACAAGCCUAUCACUGACCUGUAAUUUAUUAGCAAUGCCCAGAGCUUUUAAGGAAUGCAUCUUUAUGAGACUGUGUAUAGUCUGGCCUGAUAAUGCUUAUACUGUAAAAGUGAUUCCAAUCGUGAAGAGUCAUUACUAAUUUAUGUUUGGUAAAAAUAAGUAAAAAAAUAAAAAUGAAUUGUUUAAAAAA